Molecule: messenger RNA, 504 nt
Organism: Eutrema salsugineum
Lineage: Eukaryota; Viridiplantae; Streptophyta; Magnoliopsida; Brassicales; Brassicaceae
Exons: 3
Source: RefSeq, a predicted model, not a curated record
AUGGCGUUAGUGAUAAAGUUUUGGGUCCUCAAGCAACAAAACGACAAGGUCUACAUGAUCAAUGCUAGGGAUCUCUCUAUCACAUGGUCGGAUAACCCUGAAUAUUGGUCUUGGCUCCCUUUUCUAAACGAGAAACCAAACGAGCCAGUGGUUGAGGCAGCCGUGUUGAAUAAUGUUUGCUGGUUAGAUGUGUCGGGAAAUUUUGACACAAAAGGUCUACUUUUGGGGAAAAAGUACGAGUGGUUUUCGUGGUGAAAUUAGAGGAUAUAUACCGCUUACGGAUGGAACAGGGACUGGGCACCCGUUAAGCUGAAGCUGGUCGUGCUCAAGUGUAGUGAGACACCGCAAGAGCAUAUUGUGAGUCUUGUGGAAUAUAUUGGGAAGCAGUGGAUAGAUAUUUCGGCCGGUGAGUUCAUGAUGUCGAAGGAGAACCUCGGAGACAUCACUUUCUUGUUGUAUGAGCAAUUGAGCAUGAUGCCAAUAUGUGGAGGUCAGGGCUUAUAG